AUGGCUGCUCAUGGCCAUGGAUCUCUGCUCUCCAAACUGCAAAGGAUGAUGAAGGCUACCCUCCUGCUCUGCUUACUGGUGUCUAUGCUUCACCCCCCCAUCCACAGCCUGACUGAUGAGCUCAAGGCAACAGAUCCCCAGGAGCCACAUCCCCAUGAGGGAGAUCCUCUUGAGUCCUGCCAACGGAUAGUCCCCAGCAACACAGACUUUGCUUUCCAGUUUUACAGGCAGGUGACCACCCAAGAACCUGACAAGAAUGUUUUCUUUUCACCAGUCAGCAUCUCCACUGCCUUUGCCCUGUUAGCCCUGGGCUCUAGAGGUACUAGCAAGGCUCAGGUACUGCAAGGGCUUGCUUUCAACCUCACCAACACCCAGGAGGAGGAGAUACAUGAUGGCUUUCAUCAUCUCCUCCUCUUGCUGAACCGCCCUGACAGCCAGGUGCAGUUGAACAUGGGGAACACUCUGUUCAUGGACAAACACCUGAAGCCACUGAAGACAUUUCUGAAGGACAUAAAAAAACUGUACAAAGGAAAAGUUGUUUCUAGUAACUUCCAGAAUUCCACUGAAGCUAAAAAAGAGAUCAAUGAUCACAUAAACAACAAAACUCAUGGCAAUAUAAAUCAAAUACUUCAAGAUCUCAGUCCAAAUGCUCUACUGGUAAUUGUUAACUACAUUUACUUUAAAGCCUACUGGGAAAAUCCUUUCAAUAUUAAGGGGACUCACAAGGAUUAUUUCCACGUGAAUGCGAAGACUUCAGUUGAAGUGAAGAUGAUGACUCGAGAUGGAUUUUAUAAAACAUAUUCUGACAGAAAGCUGUCUUGCGAGGUGGUGCAGAUUCCUUACAAGGGAGAUAUUGUAGCGUUAUUUAUCCUGCCCAAUGAAGGAAAAAUUAAACAGUUGGAAGAUGCCCUUACAAAAGACAUUGUGUCUACAUGGGAAAAAUCACUCCAAAGACGGAGGAUGGAAGUGUAUCUUCCAAAACUAUCCAUUUCAGGCAUCUAUGACUUGAAAAAGAUGUUCAUGAAUCUGGGUGUAACUGACGUGUUUUCUGACCCAGCUGAUCUAUCUGGAAUCACAGGAAAGCCUGAUGUGAAGGUCUCUAAAGCCACUCACAAGGCCCUGCUGAAGAUUCAUGAGAAUGGCACAGAGGCUGCAGCAGUCACUAGCACAGAUUUUCUUCCUCAUUCUGUUCCUCCUGUUAUUAAGUUCAAUCGUCCAUUUUUGCUGUGGAUUGUUGAUCAAUAUACUCAGAGCAUACUCUUCAUGGGAAAAGUUGUAAACCCAACUGAGAAAUGA
Messenger RNA from Colius striatus (speckled mousebird), 1296 nucleotides. RefSeq names its product alpha-1-antitrypsin-like. Lineage: Eukaryota; Metazoa; Chordata; Aves; Coliiformes; Coliidae. The record is from RefSeq and is a predicted model, not a curated record. Gene Ontology annotation, biological process: negative regulation of endopeptidase activity. The transcript is spliced from 5 exons. Bases 1 to 1296 code for a protein of 431 amino acids. Gene Ontology annotation, molecular function: serine-type endopeptidase inhibitor activity.